Messenger RNA from Daphnia pulex (common water flea), 6775 nucleotides. RefSeq lists its product as uncharacterized. The record is from RefSeq and is a predicted model, not a curated record. NCBI's taxonomy places the organism in Eukaryota, Metazoa, Arthropoda, Branchiopoda, Diplostraca, Daphniidae. The transcript has 4 exons. The coding region runs from base 464 to 4414 and encodes 1316 amino acids. Gene Ontology annotation, molecular function: GTP binding; protein binding.
CAGGAUGGGUAUUGGGUAAAACAUGUGUAAUCUUAUGUAGCAAUAAUAGAUUUAACUGAUAGGAGAACUUGUGCAACAACGUUAUUUUUUUUUAAAUCGUCAAACAAUAAACGUAUUGUUUUUUGGUGGCGUGACCCUCUAUUUAGUUUUCUUAUCGCUAUCCGAUCGAACGACUCAAAAUGCGUCGCUUUUUUUACUUAACAAACAAAAUUUAACGAACAAAUAAGUGACGUCAUUACUUCCUCGAAAAUUCUAAGGUCCAUCGUUUCGACAUCAGUCAGACUUGAGCUCCAAUUGAAAACGCUUUUAAUUUUCAGCAGUUAAAACACCGACUCGCCGGCAGUCGAACACUGAGCUACUUCUUUGUUCGUCACCGUUCAUCACGUUAAGUUUGCAAUUAUACAUUUUGGUUGUCAGUCUUGCCUGGUCUUGCAUUUAGUCGGACAGACACAAACAGUACGCGAUGAGCCGAUCUAAUUGCACUAAAAUACUAGCUUUGGGAAACCAAUACACCAUAGGAACUCUUUACAAUUACGUCGAGGAUAUCAUCGUUCCAGAUAUCUACUUAUGGGACCCAGAUGAUUUGCCUCGACUCAAAGUAGUUAAUAAGGUAAGCAAAGAAAGUGUUAAAGUUCACCCGGUGGAGGCUGAUGAGCAAAGCAAUAACUGUAGAGGAAAUGAAGAUGCCAAAGUUGAGGAGGAGCCGUGGUUGACUCGUUUGGGAAUGGACGACCAUUCUGCAAUGAGUUUAAUGGCCGGUGUUUUGCCCGCGACAUCUUUUGGAGGGGCUUGGCAAUACGUGGCCGAUAGAGUAACUGAUAAUCUACGUGAUUCCGAAAUGGUGAUUCAUUGCUACCGCUCCAGUAAGAAAGUCCAGGUCGACCCAAUUGGGCAAGACAUUAUCUGCCGGCCUAAAAAACUGAUCGAGUCCAAGGCCACUCAUGUCGUCGUGGGCCUCAUUUACGGUCAAGAAUCUUUUUGCAUUUUCUCUCGCCAACAAAACCAAAAUUUAAAUAUUGAGGCGAUCGACGACGAAAGAAUGAACAAUUACGCCAACUUCUUUCGCAAAGGCCUCUCGGAUGACCAAAGUCUACAAGAGUUGGAAGAAGAAUGUAAAGAGGAAGACGACGACGGCCGUCCACUUUUCCCACCUGAUUUGAAUUGCACUCUUUAUACACACAUCAAAGGUGGAACAAACCGGACAUUGAAGCCCGUUGCCGAACAGUACGAAGCUUGCAGAAAGAUGCUGCAUGUGAUGCACGAAGACCGGGAUGUCCCUUUAAAAGUAUUGCUUUACCCACUUCACAAGCUACUGCCGAACGAGGCAGGUAUCAUUAAAUUUCCGGAAAAUCAGACGGGCAAGUCUAGAGAAAAUGAAGUCGGCAUAACCCAUGAAGUUGUAAUUCUUUGCCAGAAAAUGUGGAACCGUUUGAAAUGUUUUCGUUUAGAAAUUGACGCAUUAACGACAGAGCUAAAUAAAUUGAAGUGCUACCAAUGGAUCCCAGCAAACGUUUUCAAAAACGCACAAGUUUAUAGUCAAUGUUUCAGUACCUUUACAUCGGCUUUAAAUAAGGAAUGGCAUGAAAUGACCCUUUCCAUCCGAAGAGGUGAAGACAAGAAGGAAACAAAAAUGAUAAAAAUGGUUGAAAUUGCCGAAAGAAAAUCGCCUUUCGUUCCAAAAAAUGUUGAAGAUUGGCUAAAAUAUCAAAACCAUCAAAUGAAGACUUUCGAGAUGUUGGCCAAGCUGCCUGGUGUGUGCGUCUCAUCGUCAGCUGAUCAACUGGAAAGAAACAUUAAAAGUAAAGGGCGGAAUCAGUUUGCAGUUGUUCUCCAUUUACCAAGUCUUAAGGGACAGUCAGACAUUUUAAUCCAAAAAGUAAUCGAUUACGUCAAAUUAUCUACUAAAUCACAUCCACCUGGAUUUGGGAUUCCUUGGGUUCAAUGUGAAACAAUGCUCGAUUCAAUUGCUGUAAACCGACGACGGAUUUUCUCUUUAAGUCAAAUGUUUUCAGACUGGAUAACAUGUCAUAACAGUGACACCACCGAUGUCCAUUAUUUCGUCUUUUAUGACGAACGGCCAGUUUCCGGUGACGGAUUACCUGUCAUCCGAUUGUACGAGUGUGGUUCAGGAGAAAUUCUGUCCAUGAGUUUUUCCAUCCCCAAAACUCCCGGGGAAGUCACGGUAAAUAAGAAUCGGCGAGGUGUAAUAAAACUAAGCUGGACGGCCGAAGAAACGAAAGAUAAGAGCUUCCUGUUACAGUACCGAAACGUCAAUAAAUCUGAUGAGUGCUGGAAAUCUAUUCAACAUUCUUCAAAUGAAAUCACAAUGGAUUGCCUGCAGUCGGAUGAGAGUUACUUGUUCCGGGUUGCUACACUAACGCAGGGAGGUAAAAGUCCAUUUGGCCCAAUCAGCUCUGAGAUAACAAUCGAUCCGGUUUACCAGCGGCCAACAGAUCUCCAGUGUAUUUCCGUGACCGACACAAGUAUCACCAUCGCCUGGGACAAUGAGAUUCCAGAAGAAGAGGAAGAUUUUGACCAAUUUUACGAUUUAAACGGAUUUGUACGAGAAGAAGAAAAUGAAAAAUUAUUUAACAUGACUGGUUUCUUGAUUGACUGCUGGGAAAAUGGUAAUCGGGAAUCCACCCUAAUACGACGGUUAACAUCGGACAAUUUAAUUAAACUUGAACCUCUCAUUGCUGAUAGGCUCUAUUGCAUUCAUGUUAAAGUCGCCUACACGGACUCAUUCCAUUCGAAAUUCUUCAGUUCUCCUUCUCACCCGAUUUUGCAAGCGAGGACAUUGCGAGUCGCAGAACGAGCGGUGCAUAUCGUCCGUCGCGUUAGUCAAAAGAGUUCCGGGAGCUCUUCGAUUGAUACCUACAAUUUACCACUCAAGAAAGUUAACGAUGCCAAGACGCAAGGUGUCGGUCGUUACAUAUUUGGUGAAAAAAGUGUUCUAUCAUUUGCCGGCAAUCACAGGAAAAGGACAAUUCUGAUGGUGGGAGCCACUGGGUCAGGAAAGAGUACUCUGAUCAACGCACUGGUCAAUUACAUGCUGGGCAUCGAAUGGAACGAUGACUUCCGCUUCAAAUUGAUCGAUGAGCCGGACACGAAAUCGCAAGCGCACAGCCAGACGGAGCUGGUGACCACCUACGACCUGUACGAAAUGAAAGGGUCCCGGUUGGGCUAUUCUCUGACAGUCGUGGACACGCCGGGAUUUGGCGACACGCAGGGACUGGAGCAAGACAACAAGAUUAUGCGACAAAUUGAAUCCUAUUUCAAGUGUAAGCAUGGGAUUCAGCAAUUAGAGGCCGUCUGCUUAGUUGUCCGCUCAUCACUUUCUCGGUUGACGUCCACAGAAAAAUAUAUUUUCGAUUCCAUCUUGUCUAUUUUUGGCCAAGACAUCAAUGACAAUAUCCGUCUGAUGGUGACAUUUUCUGACAACGCAGAACCACCCGUCCUGGAAGCCAUUAAAAUAGAAAAUAUUCCGUGUCCUAUUGAUCCAGCAACUGGAGCGAUACUUUAUCACAAAUUAAAUAAUUCCGUUUUCUUCGAGACCAACAAGAGUGACCGUGACAGAAAUAGACUAAACCAAACCUACUUCAAUAUAGCCGUUAGGGGUUUCAAGAAAUUCUUUAAUGAUUUGGGUCAAAUGGAGACAAAGUCUUUGACACUGACCCGUGAAGUUCUCGAGGAGCGAAAGCGACUCGAUCUUCUUGUUGAAGGCCUUCGAACGAAAACUGAAAUCAAGUUGACACAAGUCGACGAACUCGAAAAAAUUAAAGAUGCUCUAAAAGAAAAUCAAGAUCAAAUGGAAGCCAACAAAGAUUUUGAAUUUGAAGUCGAGUUUCUCGUUCCAAAGGCGACGGACAUUAGCGGGACAGGCCAAUUUACAACCAACUGCCAAACGUGUCGAACAACUUGUCACUUCCCUUGUCGGCAGGCCAGCGACGAAAAGAAGCAACUUUGCUCUGUCAUGGAUUCCAGUGGUACAUGCAUGAUUUGCAAAUGCCCCUGGAAUGUUCACUUCAAUCAAAAGUACAGGUACGAAAUGGUCAAAGAGAAAGUCAAGCGUUCAUCGGACGCCAUCCGGAAACAGUACCAAGGAGCGGCAGAUGAGACACUAACGAAUGAGCAGCUGCUGGAAAACAUCAAGAAAGAGAUUGACGAGCAUGAGAAACAACUGUUGGAGCUUACGAAAGCCACUUAUCAACAUAUUCGGCGUCUAAACGAAAUUGCCUUGCGACCUUAUUUACUUUCUACGUCAGAUUACAUCGACCUGUUGAUUAAAACUGAGAAUCAAAAUCCUCGCUCAUGUCAUCAAAGAAUUUCCACGUUGCAAAAGCUCCGCCAGAAAUCCGAGAUCAAAACGAAAUUGAUACAAGAACAGCAGAAAUCCCUUAUCAAAUCCCAAUAGAUUUCCACAAGCGUGGAUGGGUACUGGAAAUUGGGCUAAAAGCCACGCAAUUCAAGUUAAAAGUGAAAAUUCUUUACGAAUUGUCAUAGAACCCUGCUCCGUUCUACUAUGUGCAUCCUCAAGGAUCACUGAAAUAGGAACUAUAUCGUUGUCAAAAAUGAAGAAUGUAACACAAAUAGCAGGGAGAAUCAAGUGUGGCGGGAGCUAUGACUGCCCAAUUUUUAGUCAAGAAAAGGAGGGACUACCAUGCGUUGGUGAGAUUACACGUCAACAGGAAACUGGUAGAACAAUAAAAAAGAAAAUUCUAUUAUACAACGAAAGUAACUACUUUCGACCCUAAGGGUGUAGACGAUAUAUUUAGCUCUUUAAAGCUCUUUUUCCUCGCUACAUACAACGCCCCUUUUACCCCAGACUUUUUCUAGCUCUUAUACGGGGAUGUCGUCGCAAAAUUUCCCUCGCGCCUCGAGGAAUCCACGUGUCGAAUACGUUCGCGUCGACAGGUUAACAAAUGGGCUUAUUCGUGAAGCAGAAAGUUGGAAUAAUUCCCGUGUGUUUUUUUACCCAAAUCGUUACGUCCCAGACGAAAGAGAGAGAUUUGACCGUCCCAUCUAUCGUGAAAGAUCGCCCUUGAGACGCGCAUUCGAAACCGCCUACCCACGUAACGAAAAUCCGUAUCUCCAGUAUUUUAACGAGGGCGACGCGUGGGGCCAGCCACCAGUUCAAGAUCCUUACGUUCGUGAUCACGCCAGAACGUACGGCGCUUAUUUCGAGUGCGAGCAGGAUCCCCGGUCUUACCCGACUCAUAGUGAAUUCGUGCCAGAAGAUGAAUUUUAUGAAGAUAUGCCAAGAGAUGACGACGGGGCAGAAUACGAAGACGAAGAGGGAGAGAUUGAUCAUGGUCGCCCUUGGCGGCCACAGAGUAGCGUCCGUUUUGCCACUGAGGAGCUAUCGUUACCCGUUAGAAAAAUAGCGGUGGCAAGCGGUGUACCGACCGUCUUGGAAGGGGCUCAGGCAACAGCAGGCCCAUCUAACGCAGGCCAGAGUGUGGAACCCAGACAAGAAAUAGAAGUGGUUGCCGUCGUUAACGUCCCGUCCCCACCAACGUCCCGUCCAGUACCCAAAGCGAUCUGCGAGGAAAUAGCGUCACUUUUAUCGGUUGGCGUUUCAACUGAGCAGUCGAAGUUAAAUUCUAAAUAAUUUCCGUUAGCGUAUGAGGUUACGGACUUUUCUCUUAUGCCUCCCAAGCUAGACGCAUGGAUGAGCCGUCGGUCCGAGGAUAAAGGCGUUCUUAAAUCGGUCAGUGCUAGGGAGGAAGCGUUAGUUCGAACCCAGCUCAAAAUUAUGGACAUCGGUCCCCCGUUGAUCGACCUUUAUUCACGGCUCGCAACGUUGGAAGAAGCCACGGCAAGUAGUUUGCGUCGCUCAAUCCAGACGGCCCUGCAGCAGUGGGGCCGUGCGUUCGCCCUUAUCUCCAAGAAACGCCGUGAGUCCGUCGUACACUUCACGGACUCCAGAGUUGAUUAUCUGCUGAAAGAUGACAACUGCUUUGCAACCGGUAAGGAGGCCCGCGAACUCCUUUUCACCGGCCGUUUACUUGAAAAGAUGCUGACCGAGGCAAAUCAAGACGAGACGAUAGCUAGAAGAGACAAGGCGGUGGCUGCCACAGACCGAAAGAAUCCAUUUCGGUCGACCAGACGUGACCAACAGAUACCUCCACCAACACGCCAUACUCACUACGGCGUGCCACAUAUUGAUCGUGGUGGUAAACCGAGAGGACGGAGAGGAGGUGGCGAUCCCAGAGGCGGUCGUGGACGCGGGAAUCCCAACCCAAGAAGACGAGGAAUGAGCAAUGUUCCGGAAUAAUGAAAGCUCUCGGCGCCAUACCAUCAUCCAUGCCAUCCAUACCAUACUCUGGCCUCUAAUACCUCCCAUGUACCUGUGGUUCCACCACCAUCCGCGAGUGGCGCCAUGGGAACGAAGAUACCAUCAGCAUAGUCCGUGUUCGGAACCUCUUUGUCGGAAUGCCAGCCCCGUCUUUUGAUUCCUUUGCCAAGCAGCAUUGUUUUCUUGCAAAUAUUUGUUAUAUUCGUGUUUGGAGCCUUUUUUCCGGAAUGCCGUUUUUUUUUGCCAAAUAGCAGCUAUCAUAAUCUUAUGUUGUGUCCGAAAUUUUUUGUCUCUACUGUUUGUAUUUCUCGCAAACUGCAAUAUUUCUUUUGUUUGAGCUCCCUCGCUCCAUUUGUUGUAUUUCGCCCGUUAUCUUAUGUUCUUGAAUAACCUUGGAAAAAGUCUGAGGAAAAAGGGGCGUUGUAUGUAGCGAGGAAAAAAAGCUUUAAAGAGCUAAAUAUAUCGUCUACACCCUUA